Molecule: messenger RNA, 3740 nt
Organism: Amphiprion ocellaris (clown anemonefish)
Lineage: Eukaryota; Metazoa; Chordata; Actinopteri; Pomacentridae
Product: high-affinity choline transporter 1-like
Exons: 8
Coding region: 93-1763 (556 amino acids)
Biological process (GO): acetylcholine biosynthetic process; transmembrane transport; choline transport
Cellular component (GO): plasma membrane
Molecular function (GO): choline:sodium symporter activity
Source: RefSeq, a predicted model, not a curated record
ACUAACCGAGCACACGGUCCAUCUGCCUGCUUGGUUAUUCAUGUUGAGCCGGUGCUGAGAGCAGCCUCUGCAGUUUGCGCUGCACAGUCAGCAUGGCUCUCAACAUCCCAGGACUGAUUGCUACCAUCGUCUUCUACCUGCUAGUGCUUGGGAUCGGCAUCUGGGCGUCCAUCAAAUCCAAGAGGGAUGAAAACCAGACGCAGGCUAACCAUGCAGACAUGGCUCUGCUUGGAAACAGGAAGAUCAGCUUAGUAGUCGGCAUCUUCACCACUACAGCCACCUGGGUCGGAGGGACCUUCAUCAUCGGUACUGCUGAGACGGUUUACGACCCAAAGCUGGGACUGAUUUGGGCCGUGAUGCCGUUAGCGGCAACGGUGGCCUUCGUUCUUGGUGGCCUUUUCUUCGCUGAACCGAUGAGGGACAAGAAGUACGUGACCAUGAUGGAUCCUUUCCAGAUCAAGUAUGGAAACGGGCUGAGUGGACUUUUGUCUGUGGCGCCGCUGAUGUCAGAAAUUAUCUGGGUGACAUCGACACUGAUAAGCUUAGGUGUAACUAUGAGUGUGAUCCUGGAUUUGUCCUACGCUGUUUGCAUCUGGAUCUCUGCAGCCGUCGCCAUCACCUACACUCUGCUGGGGGGUCUCUACUCGGUGGCCUACACCGACAUCAUUCAGCUCACUCUCAUUUUCAUCACCUCUUGGCUGUGUGUCCCUUUCCUGUUCAUGAGCCCGGCAUCGGUUGACAUCACCACCACAUCCUUCAACCACACCUUCCAGCCUCCCUGGGUCGGCAGUCUGACCGCAGACAGAGCCUGGAUGUGGAUCGAUGUCUUUCUACUGCUGAGUGUUGGAGAUCUGGGUUUCCAGGAUUUCCACCAGAGGACGUUAUCAGCGUCCUCAUCAGCCACGGCGAAGCUUCGAUGCUACGCUGCAGCCUUUCUCAUUCCAACAUUUGGGAUUCCUCCUGUACUCAUCGGAGCCGUGGCUGCAUCAACAGACUGGAACCAGACUUCAUACGGAUCUCCGCCUCCGUUUGAACGAGGCCAAACAGGUCUGAUUUUACCUCUCGCUCUGACCCACCUGACUCCACCGUACAUCUCCGUCAUUGGCAUCGGUGCUGUGGCCGCCGCCGUGAUGUCAUCAACUGACUCCGCCCUCCUGUCUUCAGCCUCCAUCUUCUCCUCCAAUAUCUACAAGAAGAACCUAAGGACCAAGGCCUCAGAGAACGAGAUGCGCUGGGUGAUCCGUAUCGCCGUGGUCUUGUUUGGACUGGCCGGGACGUCGCUGACCUUCCUGCACACCGGCGUCGUGGCGUUCUGGGUCCUGGGAGGAGAAAUCGCCUACAUCCUGAUGUUCCCUCAGCUGGUCUGUGUGCUCUUCUUCAACGUCUCCAACGGUUACGGAGCCGCUUCGGGCUUUCUGGUCGGGUUUUUCUUCAGACUUUUGUGCGGAGAGCCAUUGCUAGCAUUACCGCCUGCCAUCCACUUCCCAGGAUGCACCCUCGAGGACGGAGUUUACGUUCAGUAUUCUCCCAUCAGGACCAUCUGCAUGCUGAUCGUUUUUGCCACCAUACUGGGCGUUUCCUUCUUGGCAUCAUUCCUCUUCAACAAAGGACUGAUACCAGAGAAGUGGGAUGUAUUUAAAAUUAAAAACCACGUUUCACCUCAAACACAGACUCCAACAGAUGACACCAAGAGACAUGAAAACUCAGAGACUCAGUGUGAGAAUGGAGGAGUCUCAGAUCCAAUGUUGGAAUCAACAUGUUGAACAUCAAACUGUAUCAGUACUAGGACACGAAACAUGGAACUACCUCUCCGGACAACACAUACAUCAUGUAGAUUUAGCUGAAAAUAGAUAUUUAAGAUGAUGAAACAGUAGAUCAAAUGUUUCUCUUGAGGAGGAAAGUAGGUCUUGUAAAAAGAAAUGAAGAAAAAUAUUUGGUGAAAAAGAUGUCUGAUACCUGGUCAUUUCAGUGGCCAUGAGAGCUCAACUUAUAAUAAGAAUAAGAACAAGAAGACUUUAUUUCUAUAGCAAGUGUUAAAACUGGUGUCAGAAAGUGAAUUGCAAAACAUUAGAAUACACAGAGCAUUAGAUAAAACUGUUAAAUGCAAUGGACUGCAUAGUGAUGUGGUGGUUAGCACUUUGGCCUUGCAGCUAGAAGAUCCCCAGUUUGCGUUCCGGCCUUGCUCGGAUCUUUCUACAUGGAGUUUGCAUGUUCUUCCUGUGCAUGCGUGGGUUUUCUGUGGGUACUCCGACUUCCUCCCACAGUCCAAAAACAUGCUGAGUUUAACUGGUGAUUCUAAACUGUCUGUAGGUGUGAAUGUGAGUGUGAUGGUUUGUUUCUAUGUCUAGCCCUGCGAUAGAUUGGUGAUCUGUCCAUGGUGUCCCUUGCCUUCAUCCGAAGUCUGCUGGGAUGCGCGAAAUUUGUUUUAACGUCGCAAACGCCACACGUUGGAAUGAUGGAACAAGACUUUUUUUAAUAACUUUAUGGGAGAUGGCGACGUAACCACGAAACGCCAUAGGUCGAUGAUGACGUAAAGCGAAGACCUGCUGUAAACUAAAUAUAACCAGAUACAGAAACAAACGGUCCUGGGUGUGGAGCAUUCGUUCAUUCCAGCUGUCAGCUUUUUAUCAUUGGUAGCUAUGUGUUCUCACCCAACCCUGACACAAAGAACCGCUGCUUUAUUAGAACUUUGUCAAAGAAAGCUGCUACUUAAAGAAUAAUUUUAAUUCAUUCACACUCCCACCUGCAUCUGCUUACCCAGUUAUUUCCCUCAGUACUUUUACUUCCGAUUCAUCACGCAGCCAGGUUGUUUUUGAGUUUCCUACCUUUGCGGUCCAGCACUUUUUGUCUUAUCCUGUUUUUCCUGUAAUCCUCCCCUCUUCUCAUUUCUUAGUUUCUACAACCUUGAUUCUUCUUUUUAUUUCUUAGUCGGAAUAUGAGGAGAAAGAAGUUGAAAGCAACAGGCCUUUAACAAAAUAAGACCUCCUUGCAGCAUCAGUUAAACAUAAUGUGUAGCACAUCUGUCCAUUUUGUUGUUGCAAAAUUUGGUACACAAAGUGGUAAAAUGUGAUAAGAACAUCCAAAUUAUGUGGGGGUUUUUUACACAAAAAUGGUAGUAAAUUGAGGAACAUAUGUUAUGAUUAACUGAUGUAUUUUUUCUACACAUUUCUCAGUCCUGCUGCUGACAUUGUGAAUUCCAGCUAUGUUGCACCUCUUUUAGGUGCAGAAAAGACUACUGCAACGGAGUUAAACACCCUGCAUCCUUGCUCAUAGCUUCUCUCUCAGAUUUGUAGGAUUUGAAAUGUUUGAUCGAUUUCCAGUUCCACAUAAAAAGUCAGAGGAGAAGGACAGAGGAGAUGAGAAGACAGCUAAAAACCUUCAAAAUCCAAAUCCUACUAAACAUACAGAGAACAUGAAGACAGUGUUGUGUGGUGUUGUUUUAAAGAGGCAAAAGGUACACAGAGGAUAUUAGAUUAGGGCCAUGUUGUCCCUAAAGUGACUCCUGAUUGGCUGUUGGGCUGUACCUGGCCACUGUAUUCAUUGGUGAGUAAUCUGACUUUUAUUUUCUAGAUAAAUCAAUCAGUUAUGUGGUCUAAUAACUGUCAGAAAAUGGUGGAAAAUGUUGAUCAGUGUUUUACAAAACUUCAGAUAACAUCCUCAAAUGUCAGAUUUUCCGAUUACUGUCAAAUAGGAGGAAAUAAACCAGAAAAUAUCACAAUUAAAUUGCUGGAAUCAGAGAA